This is a messenger RNA of Aethalodelphis obliquidens (Pacific white-sided dolphin), 1312 nucleotides long. It is a transcript of the gene HUS1, whose product is annotated as HUS1 checkpoint clamp component. Lineage: Eukaryota; Metazoa; Chordata; Mammalia; Artiodactyla; Delphinidae. Gene Ontology annotation, cellular component: checkpoint clamp complex; site of double-strand break; nucleolus. Gene Ontology annotation, biological process: mitotic DNA replication checkpoint signaling; telomere maintenance; meiotic DNA integrity checkpoint signaling. Bases 161 to 1003 code for a protein of 280 amino acids. The transcript has 8 exons. The record is from RefSeq and is a predicted model, not a curated record.
ACCCAGGGGCGCGACCCGAAAGCCCUCCUCCCCUCAGCGGCUGGCGUCAGGCUGAGCCAGGCGGAACCCAGGCCAGCGGUGGCGUUUCUGGCGGGCAGCGUAAGGCUGGGGUCCCUGGAGUCGGCCGCCUACGGGCGCCCCGCACGGGCUGCGUCCCGCCAUGAAGUUUCGGGCUAAGCUCGUGGAUGCGGCCUGUCUGAACAACUUCACGCGAGUUAGUAACAUGAUAGCCAAGCUUGCCAAAACCUGCACUCUGCGUAUCAGCCCGGAUAAGUUGAAUUUCAUCCUCUCUGACAAGGUGGCCAAUGGAGGGGUGAGCAUGUGGUGUGAACUGGAGCAGGAGAACUUCUUCAGCGAAUUUCAAAUGGAAGGUGUCUCCGCAGAAAACAAUGCGAUUUAUUUAGAGCUAACAUCGGAAAAUUUAUCUCGAGCCUUGAAAACUGCCCAGAAUGCCCGAGUCUUGAAGAUCAAGCUGACUAAUAAACACUUUCCCUGCCUCACAGUUUCUAUAGAGCUGUUAUCCGUGUCAAGCAGUAGUCGUGUUGUGACACAUGACAUCCCUGUAAAGGUUAUUCCUCGAAAACUGUGGAAGGACUUACAAGAACCGACGGUCCCGGACGCUGACGUUAGUAUUUAUUUACCAGUCUUGAAGACUAUGAAGAGCAUUGUGGAGAAGAUGAAAAACAUCAGCAAUCACCUUAUUAUUGAAGCAAACCUAAAUGGAGAAUUGAACUUGAAAAUAGAAACUGAACUAGUAUGUGUUACAACUCAUUUUAAAGAUCUUGGAAAUCCUCCAUUAGCUUCUGAAAAUGCUUCUCAAGAUAGAAACUCAGAGCAAAUGGCUGAAGUGCACAUAGACAUUAGGAAGCUCCUACAGUUCCUUGCUGGACAACAAGUAAAUCCUACAAAGGCCACAUGCAAUAUUGUGAAGAACAAGAUUGUUCAUUUUGACCUGCUCCAUGAAGACGUCUCCCUGCAGUAUUUCAUCCCAGCGUUGUCGUAACCCCACCUAUGGGAUCGGGGAGCUCAGGGACUUUGGUCUGGACCUGAAGAGGCCGUAGGGCGAUGUGUUCUAAGUCAUUUGUCUCUGUCCCAACAGCAGUGAAAUCCUAUGUAUUUUUACUUUUUUUCCCCUUCUAUAAUAUUUUAACUAGAAAUUGAAUUAAUGAAUUAAUGAAACACAGUUGGAUAAACAUUUCUUCAUAUUAUUUCUUUAUUAUGUCUGCUUUGUUUUGCCUUUAAGACGUUGAAAACAAAAGUUAAAAUUUAUUUAUUCAUACUUUAAACUUUCUUAUUAAAGUUGUAAAAAUCC